GAGAAACGUCAAAACCGUGUCAUCAGAAAACAUGUGCGCGGCGUGAUUUAGGAUCUCGAGAUCGUUGUGAGUGCGUGAAUUUUGUGAAGUUUGAAACCCGCUUGAAACCCGUGCGAUCGUGGUGAUUAUUCUCGGUAACUGUUCAUAAAUAGUGCAAAAUAUGUCGUCCAAAGAACGCGAGGAACGCAUGGAGGUGGCCGAGGACCAGAACAUCGAGGAUGCGAUUAUUGCUGGGGAGAGUGACGACGAUGAUGACGAAGAUAACGAGCAGCAGGAUGAAGCCAUGGACAAUGAGACCGGCAAUGGUCAGGUUUACCUGCCGGGGCGGAAGCUGAACAACGACGAAGAGUUGGUUUGCGACGAAUCGGCUUAUGUUAUGCUGCACCAGGCCCACACCGGUGCGCCGUGUUUGAGUUUCGAUUUGAUUGCGGAUCCGUUGGGGGACGAUCGGGAGACGUUCCCGUUGACGGCGUUUAUGGUGGCUGGGACUCAAGCUGCCAGGACCCACGUUAACAGUGUGAUCGUGAUGAAGAUGUCCAACUUGCACAGGACUUCGAAGGAACGUAAGGAUGACGAUGAUGACUCGGAUUCGGAGUUGAGUGACGACGAGGAUGAGCAUGAGGAUAAGCGGCCACAUAUGAACUGUGCCCUCAUUAAGCACGCCGGUUGUGUGAACCGGAUUCGCGCCACGACCUUCAACCAAUCACACUAUGUGGCCACCUGGAGCGAAAUGGGACGGGUCAACAUCUAUAACAUCAACGAUCAGUUGGCCGCAGUUGACGAUGAGCAGUCCUGCAAGAACUAUGAAACGAACAAGGUCGGGGACGGAGUGAAGCCGGAUUUUACCUUCUCCGGUCAUCAGAAGGAAGGCUUCGCAAUCGAUUGGUGUACCACAACGCGUGGUAUGUUGGCCACAGGGGAUUGCCGCCGAGAUAUUCACAUUUGGCGCCCGAACGAUAAAGGAUCCUGGACGGUGGAUCAACGCCCUCUGAUCGGGCAUACCGACUCGGUGGAGGAUAUACAGUGGAGCCCGAACGAGGCCAAUGUGUUGGCCACCUGUUCGGUGGAUAAGUCGAUUCGGAUUUGGGACUGCCGGGCGGCGCCCUCCAAGGCCUGUAUGUUGACGGCGGCCAAUGCGCACGAAAGUGACGUUAAUGUGAUUAGUUGGAACCGGAACGAGCCGUUGAUCGCUAGUGGUGGCGACGACGGUUUCUUCCACAUUUGGGAUCUUCGCAACUUCCAGUCGAAAUCGACGGUGGCAACGUUCAAGCACCACACCAAUCACAUUACCACCAUCGAGUGGCACCCCAAGGAAUCGACCAUUCUGGCCACCGGAGGAGACGACGAUCAGAUCGCUUUGUGGGACCUUUCGGUGGAGCGUGACGACGAAGAGGAACGAGCGGACCCGCAGCUUAAGGACCUACCGCCGCAGUUGCUGUUCAUUCACCAGGGCCAAACGGAAAUCAAGGAGCUGCAUUGGCACCCGCAGCUCAAGGGUGUCCUGUUCUCGACGGCACACAGUGGGUUCAACGUUUUCCGAACGAUUAGCGUUUAGGUGGAUUAGUGCCUAGUGAGGCGGCGAGGAGAUUCUUUUCUACGUUCUUCAAUUCGAAGGCGAUUACCCAUAUGUAACAUUUAAUACGAUUCAAAAAUAAAAGUUAUCAGAAGAACUUACCUGUA
Molecule: messenger RNA, 1680 nt
Organism: Aedes aegypti (yellow fever mosquito)
Lineage: Eukaryota; Metazoa; Arthropoda; Insecta; Diptera; Culicidae
Product: glutamate-rich WD repeat-containing protein 1
Exons: 2
Coding region: 161-1555 (464 amino acids)
Molecular function (GO): protein binding
Source: RefSeq, a predicted model, not a curated record